GUGCUGCCAAUGGUUUUCGCUACGUAGGCGCUUCAUGCGAUAGCUGUGUGACGGAUUCCCCUUCUACAAGAUGUCCCGGUUGCAACAAUACGAUGAGCAAGAAACUGUCAUGGGUCCCGGGGCCACCUGCUGGUGCCGCAUCCUCGGCCAAGGUACCUAGUGGGGAGGGCGGUUACGUGAGAGGCAUGGUCACAUACAUGGCGAUGGACGGUUUGGUCAUGAAGCCCAUGUCCAGCAUCUCUUGCAUUACUCUCCUCAACCGGUACAAUGCGCACGAAAUCGGGGAUCUCCAAGAGAAGGUGAUCGACUUUGGCAUGGACGAGGCCAUAAAGCUGUUGAGCGCUUCAUUGCAUUCCAAAACGGUUCUCACGGACCGAUUCAACAGGGGAAGAUCUCAAGUGAAAUGCUAUUCUUCAAUUUCAAAAACUCUCCAUUCGUAUUGGCCUGCUGGGGUAGUUUGCUCUUGCUACUUUGUGAAAUGCUGA
Rhodamnia argentea is the source of this 485-nucleotide messenger RNA. RefSeq lists its product as uncharacterized. The record is from RefSeq and is a predicted model, not a curated record. The transcript is spliced from 2 exons. NCBI's taxonomy places the organism in Eukaryota, Viridiplantae, Streptophyta, Magnoliopsida, Myrtales, Myrtaceae. Bases 93 to 485 code for a protein of 130 amino acids.